Messenger RNA from Meloidogyne enterolobii, 1093 nucleotides. Lineage: Eukaryota; Metazoa; Nematoda; Chromadorea; Rhabditida; Meloidogynidae. The record is from the annotation of a GenBank genome assembly.
AAGCCUUUAGACAGUUUGCUGUGGAUUUGGAUAUAAAUGUGCCCCUCAAGUCCCUGUUUUACUUGUCAAAUGUUGAUGUAAAAAUUAGUUUGUUAACUUGCUUUUGGUGGAGGUUUUUUAAGUUGUUUGUAGUCCAAACUCGAGGAGUCUCCAAAAACAUUUCAACCUUACAUUAGCUCCAUUACCUAUUAAAGACUAAAAUAAUUUCCGGAAAAUACAUUUUAUUAUAUUCUUCCGGAAAUUAUAUUGUCUGAAAUAAACACAUUUUCUGGAAAUAAUGCAGUAUCCGGAGAAAUAACUAAUAUUUUUUGGGAAACUCAUUUCCGGAAAAUACACCCCCUUCAAACUUUUAGCUCCGAUUUUUUGAGAUUAUUUCCCCAUCUUUUCCGUGUCAUUUUCUUAAAUUAAAAUGAGAUAAUCUUCUUUUUAUUUUUUAGAUAUUUCAAAAAAUAUUUUAAUAAAAAUGUUCAACAACAACAACAAAUCAACACCUCUAAAACGCAAAAAAUUAGCUUUGAAGCCGAAUGAAUUAAAAGAUGAAGAAUUUAUGUCCCCAGUGAAGAGAAGAGCUAAAAUGUCAACAAACACUUGUGAAGAAUUCUUCCGUCAAUCUGGUCCCACAACAACAAGUUUUUCUACAAAUAAGUUUUUAUUUCAACGCCCUCCGAUUGAUGAAUCCUUCAUUUCCCCAUUAAAACAACAAUGGAAAGGAUUCUUGUCUUCUCCUUCACAUUCUUCAGAUGAUGUCAACAAAGUUUGGUUAAAAACACCUUCACCUGCUCGAAGGUUGAAACAAUCUGUUAUUUGUAAAAAUAUUGGAAAUUUGUUGCUGAUGUCUCCAGAAAAAGAAUCUGAUGAGGAAGAAGAAGAAUUUCAUGAAGACAAUGAAAAUAAAGAAGGAGACGAUGAUGAGGAAGUGGAAGAAAAAUUGAAAGAAGAAGAUACAAUCAAAAAAUACCCAACAAAGAGAAGAACAACAACCAAAAAACAAAAUGGAGGUAACUUUGUAAAAUUAAAUAUGCGUCAUCGUCGAUUUGCUCCAAGCAGUAAGUUUGGAAUUAAAAAGAAAUGGAGAAAAAAAUUUAAGAAUUAA